Molecule: messenger RNA, 3026 nt
Organism: Drosophila rhopaloa
Lineage: Eukaryota; Metazoa; Arthropoda; Insecta; Diptera; Drosophilidae
Gene: Rbp9
Product: ELAV-like protein 2
Exons: 8
Cellular component (GO): ribonucleoprotein complex
Molecular function (GO): RNA binding
Source: RefSeq, a predicted model, not a curated record
UUGCGGCGCUGGCAAAUAAAAUAAUCUCUUUGGCAUACCAUAUAUCUUUUUUGUAGUGGAUAUCAUUGGCGAUGCGCUUUUAACUGUGCUAUAGUAAGAGCUAGGAUCAGGCAGCAUUUUGUUACCCGCGUCAGCAUCUGAAAAGGACUUCACAGCAGUAUUAUAUCUACAGCCACAUUUUUGAUUUACUCACCAUCUCUAUUUCUGUCUAUUGAGCAAGUUUAUCCGAAGAAGAAAGCCUUUCCGCACCAUGGUCGAGGGUCAGACAGCCGUGCAACAGCAACAACCAUCCGGCGGGGGCAAUGCUAGCGGCGUUGGAAGCACCACCGGAUCCGGCGGGGGACCGACUCCUGCCAACAAUGUGACCAAUAGCCAGGCUCAAACGAAUGGAGGUACAACUGCGGUAACGACUGCGGCAUCGGGCACUGGAUCCACAACAAAUACGACCGGCCAGGCCACUGCUAACAAUGCGUCGAACAACAGCAACAAUAGUAACAACAACAAUAACAACGCCACGGCAAACAACAACAAUAAUGAACCAGACCCCAAGACCAAUUUGAUUGUGAAUUACUUGCCUCAGACAAUGUCGCAGGACGAGAUUCGUUCGUUGUUCGUCAGUUUCGGUGAGGUAGAAAGCUGCAAGUUAAUACGCGACAAAGUUACAGGUCAAAGUCUGGGAUACGGUUUCGUCAACUACGUUAAGCAAGAAGACGCCGAAAAGGCAAUCAAUGCGUUGAAUGGCCUGCGGCUGCAGAACAAAACCAUCAAGGUCUCCAUUGCACGACCCAGCUCCGAGAGCAUCAAGGGUGCCAAUCUCUAUGUAUCGGGUCUUCCAAAAAAUAUGACACAGUCGGAUUUGGAAUCAUUGUUCAGUCCAUACGGCAAGAUCAUAACCUCGCGUAUUCUUUGUGAUAAUAUCACUGGUCUCUCCAAGGGCGUUGGCUUUAUACGCUUUGAUCAGCGAUUUGAGGCCGACCGGGCCAUUAAGGAGCUAAACGGCACAACUCCGAAGAAUUCCACCGAACCGAUAACCGUUAAGUUCGCCAACAAUCCUAGCAGCAAUAAGAACAGCAUGCAGCCGUUGGCAGCCUACAUAGCGCCCCAAAACACGCGGGGCGGUCGAGCAUUUCCGGCCAAUGCUGCAGCCGGAGCGGCAGCCGCCGCCGCUGCAGCUGCGAUUCACCCCAACGCGGGCCGUUACAGCUCUGUAAUUUCGCGCUACUCACCGUUGACCAGCGACCUGAUCACCAAUGGCAUGAUCCAAGGCAACACCAUUGCAAGCUCCGGCUGGUGCAUUUUCGUCUACAACCUAGCGCCCGAGACCGAGGAGAAUGUGCUGUGGCAGCUGUUUGGGCCAUUUGGGGCAGUGCAGUCAGUCAAGGUUAUUCGUGAUCUACAGAGCAACAAGUGCAAGGGCUUUGGCUUUGUCACCAUGACAAACUACGAAGAAGCGGUCCUGGCUAUUCAGUCCCUAAACGGCUACACACUUGGCAACCGGGUGCUUCAGGUCAGCUUCAAGACCAACAAGAACAAGCAAACGUAAUUAUUAUCCAAGUUGGCUGCUGUUGUCAAUGCCAAUGCGGCGGCGGCGGCUUUCGCGGCCAAUGGUAUAGUCCUCCACAAUCAUCACCACCACAGCAAUAUCGGAAGCAUCAACAACAAUAAUAACGGCAGCAAUGGCUGCAACACAGCAGCCUAUCAACUUGGCAAAUACUUUAACCACAGCAACAACAGGCAGCACAACAUCAACAUAAACACUAGCAAUACCAGCAAACAGAAGCAAGCGAACUUGAGCAACAAGCAACAAUCAAUGGCGCCACCUAAGAGAUUAGCUAGCAUCACUGCAGCAACAACAGGAGAUGUGGCGGCGGUCACAACAGCCACACACAACAGAAGCAGUAGUCCCUCACUGUCCAGUGGCGAUGCAGGAGCCUCUGCCACCGCCGCAUCCUCCUCGUCGUCGUCGAGCAACAUACUAAAAACAUCCACGAAAUUCAUUUACAACAAGCCGCAGAAUCAGUACGAGUUGCUGCAGCAACAGCUGCAACUGCAACAGGAGUUCGCCCAGUUCUUGACAAAUGUGGCCAACAGCGCCGCAACACCACCCAGCAACAGCUCAACCGGCUCGGGAAAUCAGCGCAAUGGAGGAGGAACCAUCGGCAUGGGUCUGGGAAUGACGGCCAACCAUUCAAGCGGUGGUGGUUCGGGCAACAAAAACAGUAACAGCAGCAAUGGCUAUAUGCCCACCUGGUCUAAUUGGUUCUUUUAAACUUUAUUUUCGUUAGUCAUCAGCCCACUUCAUUGAUUCUUUGUAGAUUUAGGCAACGAUUUUUCAGUUUUGCUUAUUUGCACUAAGUUUGAAGGAUCGCAAAACCCUUCGAAUCGGCAAAAAAAUGGAAUGGUUAAUUUUUGGAGUUUUUUUAUUUUGUUUGCCAGUGAAUUAUAAGUAACUAUCACUUAAAAAAAUAAGUUUAUUUUUUUGAUUAAGUUUUGAAGAACAGUUUUUUUAAUUUUUGCAUAUAUGUUUUAUUGAUCAUAGAUUGAAUUAAAUUUGUAAAACUUAACUUUUCGUUGAACUUUUAAAACGUCUAGUCGACUCUCGCAAAGAGAAAAGCUUCCAGAAAGAGAAGAAAAGGUAAAGCUGUAGUUAAGUUUUUGUUUGAUAUGUAGAACAAAAAGAGCAUACUCUACGGAUAUUUUUAAACAGAGAAUAACACAUACAAAUGGCAGGCAUAGAAGCCCCAAUCCACCAAAGAAUAAAAAAAUAAAAAACUUGACAAAUAUUUAAGCUAUAAAUAAAUGUAUAAAAUGAGAUACGAAAACAGAACUGAAUGCGUAAACAGAUAGAAGCGUUUGGCUUAUAGGCAAACCACUUUGCAAACAGACAAUGCAAAAUGAGGAGGAAAGCUAGAUGCGAACAACCAAACAUAGCAAAACAAAUAAGACACACACGUGUUUAUGUUUUAUAAAUUUAAUGUAUAACUUUUGCUAAAAAUAAAUGAUGUAUGCAUAAUAUUACAAUUAAA